Messenger RNA from Microsporum canis CBS 113480, 1479 nucleotides. Its product is annotated as MAK11. The transcript is spliced from 2 exons. Gene Ontology annotation, molecular function: protein binding. The coding region runs from base 1 to 1479 and encodes 492 amino acids. The record is from RefSeq and is a predicted model, not a curated record. Lineage: Eukaryota; Fungi; Ascomycota; Eurotiomycetes; Onygenales; Arthrodermataceae.
AUGAAGAGGAAGAGAGAGGACGAGACCAAGGAGACGAUGGUCUCUGAGAAGAGAGAGAGGAAGAAGACGACGAUACAGAUAGUGACGGGUUCCUACGAGAGGGUCCUCCACGGCAUCAACGCCACGAUAUCCCAUGGAGUCGAUGAAGACGAUGAAGACGGAAGAGAAGAGAGAGAAGAGAGAGAAGAGAGAGUGAGGUUCAUGGAUACGUUUCUGUUCCAGGCUCACACGUCGUCGAUUCGGUGUCUGGCACUCUCGCCCAUGCCCAGCCUGGAGAACAAGCAACAGCAGAACGUCCUGCUGGCAACGGGGGGAACAGACGACCGGAUCAACCUGUACAGCCUGUCUGUCUCGCCCAUGGCUGCUGACGCCGGCCUCGUCCCCGUCCCCUCGCUGGCGGGCAACAAGGUGCUGGAGAACCCCCGGAACCGCGAGCUGGGCGCGCUCAUGCACCAUUCCGCCAGCAUCACGGCAAUGCACUUCCCCACCCGGUCGAAGCUGCUGUCUGCAUCAGAGGAUAACACGAUAGCCGUGACGAGGACGAGAGACUGGACCGUGGUCUCGUCCAUCAGGGCGCCAAACCCCAAGACGCAGGGCAGGCCGAGCGGUGACACGGCGCCCGUUGGCGGUGCGCCAGCCGGCGUGAAUGACUUUGCCGUACACCCCAGCAUGAAGCUGAUGCUCACAGUGGGCAAGGGGGAGAGGUGUAUGAGGCUGUGGAACCUGGUCACCGGUCGCAAGGCUGGCGUGCUGAAUUUUGGGCGGGAGGUGCUUACGGCCGCGAAGGAAGGGAAAUGGGGGAGCGGCGAGGGGAGGAAGAUCCGCUGGGAUUCGGCUGGGGAGGAGUUUGCUGUUGCCUUUGAACGGGGCAUCGUCGUCUUUGGAGUGGACUCGGUUCCAAAGUGUAGAGUGGCCACCACGCCAUCCACAAAGGUACACCACAUCAGCUACCUUGAUAUUGGCACAGAUGACGAGAAGAAGCAGCUACUGGUCGCCUCCACAGAGGACGGGAGACUCGUGUUUUACUCUACGACGCCUGACUCGCUAGAGCCGCCGGCCGAGGGGGGCGACACCGCUAUCCCAUCAGCACCGUUUGUCUUUCAACUCGGCGGCAAGGCCCAUGGCCAGUCCAGCAGGAUAAAGGAGUUUGAGAUUCUCCCGCAGCAGGAGGACUCGAGGACGAAACAGUUCCUCGUCGUCACCUCUGGCAGCGAUGGUGCACUGAGGAUAUGGGCCAUCAAGCCAGAAGAAUUCCAACUGACGAAACCGGCUAAACGGGGUAAACGGUCGGAACCAUCGAAACUAGAUCAGCCUGUCCAGGUAGGUAAGCUCCUGGGAACUUAUGAGACCGGGAACCGAGUCACCUGCAUGAAAGCGUUUAUCAUGCGUGAGCCUACAGAAGAUGAAGAGCUCAGCGAGGGUGACUCUGACUCUAAUGGCCAUGACGACGACGACGAUGAUGACUCUGAGAGCUCAUGA